This is a messenger RNA of Eruca vesicaria subsp. sativa (arugula), 354 nucleotides long. The record is from the annotation of a GenBank genome assembly. NCBI's taxonomy places the organism in Eukaryota, Viridiplantae, Streptophyta, Magnoliopsida, Brassicales, Brassicaceae.
AUGAAUCCAGAUGGGCUUCAAGGGAACCGAGAGUUCAUAGUUGAAGUCUUUAUGCUUAGCUUAUUCCACGACUCCAAUCUCGUUACACUCAUCGGUUACUGUACUUCUGGUGAUCAGAGACUUCUUGUCUAUGAAUACAUGCCAAUGGGCAGCUUAGAAGAUCACCUCUUUGGUGCGGCUCGGGGAAUAGAGCAUCUUCACUGCACAGCAAACCCACCAGUUAUUAACCGCGACUUGAAAUCCGCAAACAUAUUGCUAGACAAAGAGUUCAACCCCAAGCUCUCUGAUUUUGAACUAGCUAAACUCGGUCAUGUAGGAGAUAGAAAUCAUGUCUCCACAUGUGUCAUGCAGUGA